AUGUCGCACUGCCACGACGAGCACUCGCACUCGCACUCGGACAGCCACGACCAUGACCACUCGCACUCGCACUCGCACGACCACAGCGACGACAUCACCCCCGCGCUGCAAAACAUCCUCUAUGCGCAACUCGACUUCCCCGCCCUGCGCACCCUAAACGAGUCCACCAGCAACAGCGGCCGCGCCAUCUGCCAGAAGACAUGGGCCCAGCGCCUGUCGCCCGAUCCCGAGCUCGUCUCCUCAGCCGACGAGCAGCUGCUCAUGCUGGUGCCGUUCACGGGGCAAGUACGACUACACUCGAUUCUACUGCGGACAUCAGACAGCCCCGCGGCGCCGCGGACGCUGAAGCUAUUCGCCAACGCGGAUGAUAUGGAUUUCGAGACUGCGAGCGAGAAGCAGCCCACGCAGACCCUGGAGCUGGCGCGCUCGAGCGACGUCCAGGAGAUUGCCGUGAAGCGGGUGCACUUCAACAACACGCGUAGCCUGGCGCUGUUCUUCGAGGAUAACUGGAGUCAAGGUGAUGAGGAUGAGACGCGCAUCAGCUAUCUGGCAUUCAAGGGCGACUUCAUGCGGCUUAAUAAGGAGCCUGUUAGUGUGCUGUACGAGGCCGCGGCGAACCCGGCGGACCACAAGACUGUUGCGGGCGUCAACGAGGGCGUGGCGAGGGGGAUACAGUAG
Molecule: messenger RNA, 678 nt
Organism: Didymella exigua CBS 183.55
Lineage: Eukaryota; Fungi; Ascomycota; Dothideomycetes; Pleosporales; Didymellaceae
Product: DUF1000-domain-containing protein
Exons: 1
Coding region: 1-678 (225 amino acids)
Cellular component (GO): nucleus
Source: RefSeq, a predicted model, not a curated record